AUGCCGAUUCGCGGGCUCGGUGGGUGGUGGGUUUUGCUUGGCGUGGGCUUUCCCGCAGGCACCAUGGGCUUCCUUGCGGGAGACAACGUGCGGGUCAAGGCCAGCGGAGCCUUGGGCACCGUCAAGGAGAGCAACGGCCAUGCGGUGAAGGUGGAUGGGGCCUGGUUGCACCAAGAGGAAGUGGAACACUUGCCCUACAUGGGCUCCGGGCCCUGCCACGCGCGCUUUCAGCAGACCAUGCUCCGAAUCAAGGACCCGAAAGUCUCCGUGCCCUUCUACGAGAAGCACUUCGGGAUGAAGUUGGUCCAUUGGAUUGAGUUUCCACAGUGGAAGUUCACGGUGUACUUCCUGGAGCGCCCACGGGACGGUCAGAAGGUGCCAGAGUGCACUUUGCAGAAGACCUCCGUGGAGAACGAGCGCUACUUGUGGACCAUGUCAGGUUCUACGCUAGAGCUGACCCACAACCAUGGCGCAGAAAGCGACGCGAGCUUCAAGGUCUGGAACGGCAACACAGGCCGAGAUGCCGGGGAGGGCCCCAACUUCGCGGAGGAGCCCGCGGCCCGGGGCUUCGGCCACAUCGCCUUCAACUGCGAUGAUGUGUAUGCUGCCAGUGCAAAGCUGGAGCAAGCUGGCGUUAAAUUCCAGAAAAAACCGGAUGAGGGCAGGAUGAAGGGCCUAGCCUUCGCGUUGGACCCCGACGGCUAUUGGAUCGAGCUCGUGCGGCGAGAAAACUUGGGCUGGCCCGAGCAAUUCAACUUGUCGCAGACCAUGCUGCGAGUGAAAGACGGGCCUGCCAGCGUGGAGUUUUACACCAAGCACCUGGGGAUGACUUUGCUCCGAAAGUUGGACUUUCCUCAGUGGAAGUUCUCCUUAUUCUUCUUGGCCUCGAUGACGCCGGCUGAAGUUGCGGAGUGCUGCUCGCUGGACCCGGAGAACAAGCACAGCAGCGGCUUGAACCCGGACACGCCCAACGCGCUCACGAAGGUCGCCUGGAACCAGUGCCUAGAGCUCACUUGGAACCAUGGCACCGAGAAGGACCCGGACUUUAAGAUCCACGACGGCAAUGCGCAGCCACAGGGCUUCGGUCACAUUGGCUUCUUGGUGGAUGAUUUGGAAACCUCUUGUGCCAAGAUGGAGCAGGAUGGCGUAGUCUUCAAGAAGCGGCCACAGGAUGGAAACAUGCGUGGCCUCGCCUUCGCCUACGACCCCAGCGGGUACUGGAUCGAACUCAUUGAUCGGAAGGCCACGUUCAGUGGCAUUUGCUCCAACUACUGA
Molecule: messenger RNA, 1275 nt
Organism: Effrenium voratum
Lineage: Eukaryota; Dinophyceae; Suessiales; Symbiodiniaceae
Source: the annotation of a GenBank genome assembly